Molecule: messenger RNA, 1872 nt
Organism: Halteromyces radiatus
Lineage: Eukaryota; Fungi; Mucoromycota; Mucoromycetes; Mucorales; Cunninghamellaceae
Product: origin recognition complex subunit 3 N-terminus-domain-containing protein
Exons: 7
Coding region: 1-1872 (623 amino acids)
Biological process (GO): DNA replication initiation; DNA replication
Cellular component (GO): nuclear origin of replication recognition complex; DNA replication preinitiation complex; nuclear pre-replicative complex
Molecular function (GO): DNA replication origin binding
Source: RefSeq, a predicted model, not a curated record
AUGAUUGAACAAUUCAUGAAUCAUGAUCACGACGUAUUCACAUCCACCAGAAAGAGGAACGAUCACGGCAGUAGCUUAAAAGUGAACGAGGAAGAAACUAUAUCGCAUCAAGAAACUAUCCAACAUAAUGAUCUGGCAGAAGAAGGUAAUACUUCCUAUCAAUUAGGAGGCUCUUAUAUCACUACAAAACCUGUAAAAUUGGCUAGUCAUGAUUUGCAAAUCCUUGUUGGUUGGUACUUGGAAACAAUAGAACAACGACAACUCAAUGGAAAUAAGAAGGAAUGGCCAAAAUUAGUUGUCAUUCUCGAGGAUUUUGAAUCAUUCGAUCCACUUUUACUUCAGGACUUUAUGACCAUCAUUAGUGAAUAUCGGGUACAGUUACCUUUUGUGUUUAUUAUUGGCAUUGCCACUUCUACUGAAAUCCUUCAUCAAUCGUUGACAAAAUCCACUAUUUGUCUACUUCGUAUUGAAAAGUUUUGGUUACAACAAAGUGAUGUUUGGUUUAAUCGAGUCUUAGACAAGAUAUUCAUCGAAUCAGAUUUCACAUUAAAAUUUGGAGCGAAACCCUAUAAAUUUUUAUUGGAUCAUUUUUACUUGUUUGACUUUUCCAUCAGCAAAGUCAAGGCAAGCGUAAAAUACGCAUUGAUGCAUCAUUUUUACAGCAAUCCUCUUUCCAUCUUCCUUAGUCUGGCUGGUCAACCUUAUACAACACUUUUGGAAACAGUGACACGCUGGUAUCAAGAAAACAUUAUUACUGUUGAUCAUGCUGCUCAUGUGCGAAUGUUACGCUCAUUUCGGCAAUUCAUUGAAGAUUUGGAGGACGAACUUGACAAAAACAGACAGCUUGCUUUGAAAUUACUGAAUGAUGAUUGUUACUUGAUGACGGAACAAUUGGCGACAUGGUUAGUGGAUCUCGGAAGGUAUCAACGACAUUUUCAACGAGGAAUGGCUCUGCUUCAAUUCCUGCAAUCACAAUUUCCUCACACAAAAAAGAAAACGCGGCGUUUGCUUUAUCUGGAACAACUGGAAAAUUCACAAUGGGGUACUCAAGCAGAUACGAUUCAGUAUUUGGUAACAUUAGUACGGAAAAUGGAGGCAACAGCAUUGGAACCCUUUUUGGAACAACUCACAAAUAUAUUACAAGACUAUGAUGACAAUACUUGGAAGGAUAAGAUGACAACAUGGCAACAUCAGUUAAAGACAUGGCAAUCAGCGUCCGAUCAAGAAAAGGCCAAAAUGAAACAAAAAGAAAAACGAUUGGAAGGAAUGAUAGUAAGCUCAACCAAUAGGAUACCAACAUCCAUGGAAUCAUCAUCAUCAAGACAGACGAAAACAGCGGAAAAAGUACAAGAAAAUGCAUUUGCUCAAUUACGAGAAAAAGGAACUUUGACAUCGAAAAUGGCUAUGGAGAUUGCUGAUUGGCUCCAAUCUAUCUUACGUCAUGAUCUACGAUCUUAUACAAGUAUACCUGCACAUGAAUUAAUCUAUUAUACUCAUGUGAAAUUACAUGAAAAGUCAUUUGCACCUCAACCUCGUGGAUCUAUUCAAACAGCGUUAAAUCAAUCUCAAUAUUAUCUUAAUUGUGAUUGUUGUCAACAAGACCGUCAAUCACUAUUACCAAGUGAACAAGAUACUAGUUUGUUAUAUAAACUAUAUUUGGAAUGUGGACGCAUGAUUAAUUUGUACGACUGGUUUGUGGCUUUUGGUUGUUUAAUUGAAAGAGAACAUCGUCCUGAUGGCCAUCCUCUGGAUGAAAAUGAAGUGCAAGCAAGAUUCAUCCGAUCAGUAGCAGAACUUCAAUUCCUGGGUUUUAUCAAAUCUACUCAACGUAAAACGGAUCAUGUCAUUCGAUUAACUUGGUCCAAUAUUUGA